CAGCACUCGGUAUUGGCUAUAAAAAUGAGCUGCCGUCUAAACGAAGCUUAGUUCGACUUAGGCAAUUUUACGGCCGGAUUCAAAAUCAUUUAUACAAUGGCCUCCUGGAACUUAGGACUACUUCUGGCAGUGUUCCUUAUAUAUGAUUCAAUUCCUGUAAACCAAGGAAUGGAGAUUAACCCCAUGAUCAUCAAACAAGUAAAGAAACUACAAUUGCGAUGCUUAAAUCAGACAGGAGCCUCCUUAGAAUUAUUGGCGCAGUCGACCAAGAAUAGAGUUUUAUCCAACGAUCCACACAUCAAAUGCUUUGUACACUGCAUGCUUGACAUGUUCGGACUGAUUGACUCGCACAAUGUCAUGCACCUGGAGUCACUGCUGGAAAUUCUACCAGAGAAUGUACACAACACAAUCAAUGGACUAGUCAGCGCAUGUGGCACUAAAAAGGGAAAAGAUGCCUGUGACACCGCUUUUGAGACCGUCCAGUGCUACAUCGCAGUAAACGGUCAAUUUAUAUGGGAUGAGAUAAUAGUGCUAAUUGGGUAGCGCUCACCCACCUGAACACAUCCCGAUCCACGAUUCCCAAGAGCAGCAGACAGCGCAGGAUGCGCAGUGCCUCGAUCUGAACGCGCACCAUCUGGACCUGCCAAUGAG
Molecule: messenger RNA, 651 nt
Organism: Drosophila gunungcola (fruit fly)
Lineage: Eukaryota; Metazoa; Arthropoda; Insecta; Diptera; Drosophilidae
Gene: Obp69a
Product: general odorant-binding protein 69a
Exons: 5
Coding region: 97-543 (148 amino acids)
Biological process (GO): sensory perception of smell
Molecular function (GO): odorant binding
Source: RefSeq, a predicted model, not a curated record